CAGUACUGAACUGAUAAAGAACAAAAAUGGAAACUAUAGCGGAACAGAAUGGUAUAUUUCCGAAGCUAAACGUCGAAGAGGAGCCUGAACUAAGUGCCACGGAGGUGGAGUCCAUGUGCAUGAAUUGUCAGGAGAAUGGUAUCACUCGACUACUGCUUACUCAAAUACCGUUCUACAAGGAAGUGGUCAUCAUGUCUUUUUCCUGCGACAACUGCGGAUAUGAAAACAAUGAAAUCCAACCGGGUGGUGAAAUCGCCCCAAAAGGGAUUGAAAUUCGCACCACGAUCGCGUGCGCUCGCGACUUGAAUAGGCGCGUUGUUAAGUCUGAUUAUUCCAGCAUUCGGAUAGAGGAGCUUGAUUUCGAGAUACCUGCCCAGUCGCAAAAAGGCGAGGUAACUACCGUCGAAGGUAUCAUUGAUCGAGUGGUGCGGGGCCUGGAUCAGGAUCAGCCCGUACGUCGGAUACAGCACCCGGAGGCUGCUGAACAGAUCGACAACUUCAUCGUAAACCUACAGGGGCUAAAGGAGUUGGAUAAGCCGUUCAUGCUAACGAUUUCGGACAUUUCGGGAAACAGCUUCGUUGAAAAUCCAAACGCCCCGCAAAAGGAUCCGGCGACGACGAUAUCGUACUUCCAGCGUACUAAGGAGCAAAAUCAUCUAUUGGGCAUUUUCACGCACGACGAAGUUGCUGAUGAACCCAGUAAAUCAGAUGAAGCAUCAUCUAAACGGGAAGCUGAUAGUGGGGAAGCAAACAGGCUGCUCAAGCCAAUCCAGGAGGGUUCCUGGCCCCUUGAAGAGCUUCAGGGAGAGGUGCUCCAGUUCCAAACCCAGUGUCCCGAGUGUGCUGCUGCAUGCGAUACCAACAUGAAGGUCACCACUGUGCCGCACUUCAAAGAGGUCGUAAUUAUGGCCACCGUUUGCGAUAACUGUGGGUUGCGCACGAACGAAGUGAAACCUGGUGGCGGAAUCGAAGAGCAAGGGGUAAAGAUUGAAGUUACCGUACGAGGAAAGGUAGAUUUUGCACGUGAUGUGCUUAAAUCCGAGUCCUGCAGCUUGAUGAUUCGCGAGCUGGAAUGUGAGGUUGGAGCUGGAGCUCUUGGGGGACGGUUUACUACGAUCGAAGGUUUGCUGACGGCCAUGCGGGAACAGCUAGUCGAAAGCACGGGUAUGUUCAUGGAUUCCAACGACGUGGAGACGAAAGAACGGAUGGACAAGUUCUUUGGCCAGCUGGACACGGCUAUCGCGGGCAAUAAGCAGCUGACGAUAGUGAUGGACGACCCGACGGGUAACAGCUACGUGCAGUCUUUGAAUGACGAUGGAACUCCGGAUACGGCUUUGCGGAUAAUUCGUUACCAUCGAUCGUACGACCAGAACGAGGAGCUGGGUUUGAAUGAUAUGAAAACCGAAAACUACGGCGAAGAGGACAUCGAUAAAACAGAACAAGGUGAUUGCUGA
Molecule: messenger RNA, 1454 nt
Organism: Anopheles nili
Lineage: Eukaryota; Metazoa; Arthropoda; Insecta; Diptera; Culicidae
Gene: Zpr1
Product: zinc finger protein ZPR1
Exons: 2
Coding region: 27-1454 (475 amino acids)
Cellular component (GO): nucleus; cytoplasm
Molecular function (GO): zinc ion binding
Source: RefSeq, a predicted model, not a curated record